AUGAUUGGGGACCAAUUAGGAGCUGGCGUCGAAGGUUACUCAGCUGCUAGAAUUAAGCGUGAGUUUGGAAUAGUACGCGAUGAUAUCGAAGCACCACAUAUGGGUAUUCCAGAACUUGGACCUCGUAUUCAUAUGUAUACGGAUGAUACGAAUAGCAUGCUUGCACUAGCUCAUAGUCUUGUUGUGAAUGGCGGCUUGAAAGCUAAACAUGCAGCAAAAUCUUACGCAGAAUUUUGGUCCACUGGAAUCAAGCGAGGCUAUCCUGACUCUGCUCAAACAAGUAUGCAGUGUGUACUCGAUGAUAAUAUAGACUAUCGUAAGUGUGGACGUAUUAGCUUUCCUGAUGGAUCGUUUGCCAAUGGUGGAGCGAUGCGAAUAGCUCCAGUUGCUCUCGCCUUUCAUGAUGCAUCUGAUGAACAACUCUAUGAAGCAGUUCGUAUGUCCAUUAUCUCUUCACAUGUGCAUCCUGAAGGUAUAGAUGGAGCAUUUGUUUUGGCUAAAGCCAUUAUCUUGGCUCUUCGUUGCGAAUCGGUUGACGCUUUUAACCCAUCUGAAUAUCUCAAUGUUCUACAUUCGAUCGCACGAACACAUGGUAUGCAGAAUCAGAUUACAAAAUUGAUUGCACUCUAUAAUAAGCAGUAUGGUACAAUUGGUGCGAGUCGAACAAAAAGAACGGAUUACGAAGUAGUACGAUUAUUUGGUAACAGUUUUCAACUUAAAGCAAUCGAAGCAAUCCCAUGUGCCUUAUGGGUUGUAUGCACAAGUUAUCGUGAACCUGAAGAAUGCCUCGUUCGUGGUGUAAACAUGGGUGGUGACACUGAUACUGUGACAGCAAUUAUCGGAGAUAUUGUUGGUGCUUUGCAUGGUUGGCGAUGGAUUCCUGCUCGAUGGUAUGAUAAUAUAGAACCGAAUUCCGACGAGAAUAUGGGUAGAGGAAAAGACUAUGCCAUUGAUUUAGCAAAGAAACUGGCCGAAAUGAACUUGAAUAAUGUACUAGAUGACGAUGAUUAA
Messenger RNA from Rotaria sp. Silwood1, 1011 nucleotides. The record is from the annotation of a GenBank genome assembly. Lineage: Eukaryota; Metazoa; Rotifera; Eurotatoria; Philodinida; Philodinidae.